Molecule: messenger RNA, 309 nt
Organism: Racocetra fulgida
Lineage: Eukaryota; Fungi; Glomeromycota; Glomeromycetes; Diversisporales; Gigasporaceae
Source: the annotation of a GenBank genome assembly
AAAAUAAUUUAAUUGCAAAUGAAUAUAAUAAAUUGAAGGCAAUUUAUGAAUAUUUUCAAUUAAUAAUUUUAGAUAAAUAUAAAAAUAAGUAUAAAAUUGCAAGUCAAGAAGCUGCUAACAAAGUCUAUAUUAAACCUAAAUCGGAUAGAAAAUUAUCCAAAAAAAAUUCUUUAAUUGAAAAUUUAGAAGUUAAAAAACAAGUUAAAAAUUGGAUAGAUUCUCAAGGUAGCACUGUAACUUCUGAAAAAUUUAAAACUUUUGUAGAAAAAGAAUUUUUGGAUAAACUAAUUUGUAAAAAAACAGCAAUCA